Messenger RNA from Aspergillus nomiae NRRL 13137, 1440 nucleotides. RefSeq lists its product as uncharacterized. The coding region runs from base 1 to 1440 and encodes 479 amino acids. The transcript has a single exon. NCBI's taxonomy places the organism in Eukaryota, Fungi, Ascomycota, Eurotiomycetes, Eurotiales, Aspergillaceae. The record is from RefSeq and is a predicted model, not a curated record.
AUGGGCUUUAUAUCUAUGAUUGCCAGGUUCCUACUUGGGAUAGCUCUUUCUGUGACAAUUACCCCCUGCGCAGUAGCAAUCAACGAGCAGGACUUUGCACCUGGUGACAUCAUCAUCAGGGAUGUCUGUAUUCUUGGUGGCGGAUCCACAGGCACAUACGCAGCAAUCAGGUUCAAAGACAAAGCGAAGAGCGUGGUAGUUGUCGAGCAGAACAAGGUCCUAGGCGGUCACACUGAAACGCUCUACUUUGGCCACAACCAGUACAUCGACUACGGCGUAGAGGGAGUCUUCAACGACGAGCUAAGUCGUAAUUACUUCAGGCAUCUGGGAGUAGACCACAAACCGCUGCUACCAAGAACCCUAACUACUGAAUAUGUCAACUUCAGAACUGGGAAGAAAGUGCCUCCACCGUUUGGGAGUUCGUCCCCCGCUGAGGCUGCAAAAAUGUACCGCGCAGCUAUUGAAAAAUUCAGCUAUCUGAAAGACGGACUGUACAAUCUGCCCACUCCAGUUCCUGAGGAGCUUCUGAUGCCUUUUGGUGAUUUUGUGGAGGCAGCCGCUAUCCAGGAUGCUCUCCAAAUCGUGAAAAUCUUCGCUCAUGGCGCUGGCAAUAUCCUGCAAGCCGCACUCGUUCGUGUUCUUCAGCUCUGCGGUCUCCGCCAGACUGAUUCGCUCCUUCAUGGCGGAUAUAUCACACCGAAGAAGGGCAUGUACGAGGUCUAUAUGAGGGCAUCGGAAAUCCUCGGAUCAGACGUGCUUUACGAGACCAGUGCGAUCGAGGCCGAACGAUCGGACCUUCGCAUCCAGAUCGUCGUCCAAAGUGCCAACGGCACUCGCAAGCUUAUCAAAGCCAAACAGCUUCUCGUCACAUUUGUCCCCGUUAUGGAAUCUUUAGACGGAUUCGACCUUGUCACGCCAGAAUCUUCCCUCUUCCAAAAAUGGGACUGGGUUAACUACUACGUUGCCAUCGUCAAGAACACAGGAAUUCCAAAUGCCACGACACUCGUCAACGCUGACCCCGACAACACCCCCGGCAAUCUCCCGCUACCGCCUUUCCAGUUAGAGCUACAAUACUCGGGUGUAGAAGGAUACCUUGUCAGUAAAAUCAUCGGUAACAGCACUUUGACCGCGCAGCAAGCAAAGGACCUCAUGCUUUCUGAUAUUCGUCGGAUGGGAACAGCAGGGACAUUUCCGGGCGGUAAUCCUGAGAUUGUCGUUUUCGGUGACCAUACGCCAACGACAGUGUCGGUCAACAAUGCUGAUAUUCGGGAUGGAUUCUAUAGGAAGUUGUAUGCGCUCCAGGGUACCAAGAAUACGUUCUACACAGGGUUGGCAUUCUGUUCGGAUUAUUCGUCGCUGCUAUGGGCGUAUACCGAUACUGUUAUUGAGGAGAUGAUGUCUUCGUCAGCAAGUAGUUGUUCUCUCUGCGUGCAAGGAUAA